This is a messenger RNA of Trypanosoma grayi, 213 nucleotides long. RefSeq lists its product as hypothetical. The transcript has a single exon. The record is from RefSeq and is a predicted model, not a curated record. Lineage: Eukaryota; Euglenozoa; Kinetoplastea; Trypanosomatida; Trypanosomatidae. Bases 1 to 213 code for a protein of 70 amino acids.
AUGGAGUCGCAGCAUUCUUCUCUUGCUGUGAGUGCCAUCAAUGUUAUUGGCGUGUUGGGGGAGGAGCUGCAGGACAAGUCCCUCAUGAACGAUUCUUUCGUGACGAUCGCCAUAAAGGUGAGGUCAUUUUUUGAGCAUGAGGAUUCGAACCUCCGGUGCGCGGCGUUCGACUGUUUCCGGAAACUCUACUCCCUGGCAAACCGCGAUUUGUAG